AGCGGCGGCCGGGGCUCCCCCUUCUUCUCCCCCCACGUCUUCCUCACCGGCCUCAGCAAGAUGUACGGCAGUGUAUUCCGGCUCUUCGUGGGCAGCCGCCCGUUCAUCGUCCUCAACACCUUCGAGGCGGUGCGGGAGGCGCUGGUGCAGAAGGCGGAGGUGUUCAGCGACCGGCCCACCGUCCCCAUCGUCCUCAUGAUCACCCGCAAGAAGGGUGUUAUUUUUGCACCGUACGGCCCUGUCUGGAAGCAACAGAGGAAAUUCUCUCUCUCAACACUGCGUCAUUUUGGAGUAGGAAGACACAGCUUAGAGCCUAAAAUCAUUGAGGAGCUGAAGUUUAUAAAGGAGGAAAUGCUGAAGCAUGGAAAGGAUUCAUUUAAUCCCUUUCCAAUCAUUCGCAACGCAGUGUCCAAUGUUAUCUGUUCCAUGGCCUUUGGCAGACGUUUUAACUACGAAGAUGUUGAGUUCAAGACGAUGCUGAAGAACAUGGCCCGUGCACUAGAGCUAAGCGUGAACAGCUAUAUGAUCCUGGUCAAUAUCUGCCCUUGGCUGUACUACCUUCCCUUUGGGCCUUUCCGGGAACUUAGGAAAACAGAAUUAGAUAUUACUGCUUUUCUAAAGAAAAUAAUUGCACAGCACAGGGAUACCCUGGAUGCAGCAAAUCCCAGGGACUUCAUUGAUAUGUACUUCAUCCAUGCAGAAGAAGAAAAGAACAACAAGGAGAGCAGUUUUAAUGAAGACUACCUAUUUUUUAUCAUUGGUGACCUCUUCAUCGCAGGCACAGACACUACUUCCAACACAUUACUGUGGUGCCUGCUCUACAUGUCUCUCUACCCAGAAGUACAAGAAAAGGUUCAUGCAGAAAUUGAAGCAGUUCUAGGACGUGACAAAGUUCCCUCUCUUACCCACAAGGCUCAAAUGCCCUUCACAGAGGCAACCAUUAUGGAAGUGCAGAGGAUGACUGCUGUUGUUCCCCUUUCUAUUCCUCGAAUGGCCUCAGAAACUGCUGUGCUGCAGGGAUAUACUAUUCCUAAGGGCAGUGUGAUUGUGCCCAACUUGUGGUCAGUACACAGAGAUCCUAACAUUUGGGAGAAACCAGAUGAAUUUCAACCGUCAAGAUUUCUGGAUGAAAAUGGCCAGCUAAUUAAGAAAGAGGCAUUCAUUCCUUUUGGAAUGGGUAAACGUGUGUGCAUGGGAGAGCAGUUGGCAAAAAUGGAGCUAUUCUUAAUUUUUGCAAGUCUAAUGCAAAGUUUUACCUUUUUGUAUCCUGAAAAUGCUGCAAAACCAUCUCUGGAGGGAAGGUUUGGUCUAACUUUAGCUCCAUGUCCAUUCAAUAUAAUAGCUUUGAAGAAAUGAUAUAACAUCAAAAAAGAUUAAACAAAGAAAUUCUACACUUUUAAAAUCCAGCUUUAUUUUGUUUCCAGCUUAUUUUGUUACUUUGUUUCCAGAAAAAACACCAACUGCAUAGGCUUUCCUAGUCAGUGAGAAUGAUCCAUUUACACUUCUGGAAAGAGAAGAUUUUUUUUUUUUGUCAGCUGUUGCAUUCCACAAAUGAACUGACAGCAUAGUUCGCAAUUUGAUAUUAAAACUUGCUGGGCUUAACCCCUCUGUCUAUAAGCUAUUACUGUCAGUUUGUGAAAUAUUAAUUAUGGGAGAAUGGUCCAAAACAUCUGUUAAUGCUUUAGCAAAGAGUAAUUGUUAUUUUGGUAAAAGCAGUAUGUAAACAUUUAAUUUACCAAAUAAGUGAAGGACAUCAUCUAAUAGCAAAAAGAUUAAUGAGUGAGAGGGUAUUAGCGUUUUCUGUGUAAAGAAACAUUAUAACUGAGCCUAAAUAAUGACAAAUACUUUUUGGAAAUGACUAAAUGACACUUCUUUUAACCUUGGAGGAUUCUUUUUGCAAGUAACUCAUAGGUGUAGACUGGAUCGAAUCAGCCUGGAUUCCUCGAUCUAAACGUUCUUGACUGUCAGGGCUCACUAUAAAAAAGCAGGUACCGAUUCUGAAAACCCAGGCUUGGUGGCCAAAUGAAUCCUUGAAUAUACCAUGUUCUUAACAUGAAAGGAGUGUGCAGCGUCUGGAUACAGAUGUUUUAUCUCAGAAUAUAAAUGAGAGCAGAUUUCUCUAACAAAAAACAGAAGUCUGUUCUCUCUGGUGCCAAGCAGAUAUUCAAGACGACAUCUGUGCUGCCACUUGGCAUUCGCUGUUUUCCCCACAUCAGCAGUGGCUGCAGUCUGGACGAGACCAACAGCCCGCUCAUUGGGGAAAACUCUACGUGCAUAAUCCUGAAGUUGGGGCUUGCACUCAGAUUUUUUCAUUUACAGGCAGUGUGGACAGUACUGCCACAACCUGUUUGGCUUUGGGAACUGGAGUCUUACUUCAAAUACGGCACUACAGAUGUAGGUCUUAUACAUUUAGGCAUGGAACAUGAGGAAUAUGACAAACUUGAGGUUUGAGUAUAAAGGCUUUCUCUUUGUUGUCUUCCAUAUGGAGUAAAAAGAUCUGUAGUUCAUACAAUAUUAGUGUAUCAGUACCUUACUCUUUUCACAUGCAAAAUUUUAGUGCUGUUUACCAUUAUCAAACCAAUUGCCAGGGAAACCUGUUGUUAGGUGUUUCGGAAGGAGGCACUCAAUCUUGUCUUUUAUUUGAAAGAUCGCCUAAACAUCGAAAGCGAUCUUUUGGGGGACAUGUAACAACCUUUAAAUAAUUGUUCUUAAUCAUCCUUAAAUCUCUUUAUACACCUUUUGAUCUAGCAGAAUUUCAUAUCACAUGAAAUAACUACAUGUGUACUCUUUUAAGGAAAUAUUCCCCCCCCUCCAUUGGAGAUGUAGAGAAUACUAGCAGUCCUCUUAAUGUCAAGUUUACAAGACUAGAAUGUGCAAUUGAUUGUAAAGUGGAAUUGGGUAUUCCAUAGCAGAAACUAAACCUAAAUUGUAAAAGAAGAGUCAACUCUUCAGCUUUAAAUUAACCUCUGUUUUUGUCACUUUUUAACUUGAAGUUUUAAAAGCCAGGUAGUGCCUAGCAAAGACUGUAAGAUAGUUAUUUUGGAUUUAAA
Gymnogyps californianus (California condor) is the source of this 3050-nucleotide messenger RNA. RefSeq names its product cytochrome P450 2U1. Gene Ontology annotation, molecular function: heme binding; oxidoreductase activity, acting on paired donors, with incorporation or reduction of molecular oxygen, reduced flavin or flavoprotein as one donor, and incorporation of one atom of oxygen; iron ion binding. The record is from RefSeq and is a predicted model, not a curated record. The coding region runs from base 61 to 1356 and encodes 431 amino acids. Gene Ontology annotation, cellular component: intracellular membrane-bounded organelle; cytoplasm. The transcript is spliced from 5 exons. Gene Ontology annotation, biological process: xenobiotic metabolic process. NCBI's taxonomy places the organism in Eukaryota, Metazoa, Chordata, Aves, Accipitriformes, Cathartidae.